GAAAGCGCGGGACAGGAAGGCAUUCUUCUUGGAUAUGUGUCCCACAGGAACCGUAACGGAGAUAUCGAAAAGAAUUAGCAGAGAGAAAAAUAAGGUCAUCUUCUACGAGGACAGGAACUUCCAGGGCCGCUCCUACGAGUGCAGCGGCGACUGCUCGGACAUGUCCACCUACCUGAGCCGCUGCCACUCGUGCAGGGUGGAGAGCGGCUGCUGGAUGGUGUACGAUCGUCCCAACUACAUGGGGAACCAGUACUUCAUGAAAAGAGGCGGCGAGUACGCCGACUACAUGAGCAUGUGGGGCUGGGGCGACAAUUGCAUCAGGUCCUGUCGCAUGAUCCCGGUGUACAGAGGAGCUUACAGGAUGAGGCUCUACGAGAAGGAUAACUUCAUGGGUCAGAUGAUGGAGGUGAUGGAUGACUGUGAUUCCUUCGCGGAUCGCUACCGCUGGUCCGCCGGCUGCAUGUCCUGCCACGUCAUGGACGGCCACUGGCUCAUGUAUGAGCAUCCUCAGUACAGAGGCAGGAUGUGGUACUUCGGCCCCGGGGAGUACCGCAGCUUCAGGGACUAUGGGGGCAUGAGGUUCAUGAGCAUGAGGCGCAUCAUGGACUCCUGGUAUUAAAGCUUGAAAAAAACGUGAAUGGAUUUUUAUUUCAAUAAAAACGACAGA
Molecule: messenger RNA, 667 nt
Organism: Clarias gariepinus (North African catfish)
Lineage: Eukaryota; Metazoa; Chordata; Actinopteri; Siluriformes; Clariidae
Product: gamma-crystallin M2-like
Exons: 3
Coding region: 35-619 (194 amino acids)
Biological process (GO): visual perception; lens development in camera-type eye
Molecular function (GO): structural constituent of eye lens
Source: RefSeq, a predicted model, not a curated record